Saprolegnia diclina VS20 is the source of this 573-nucleotide messenger RNA. RefSeq lists its product as hypothetical. The coding region runs from base 1 to 573 and encodes 190 amino acids. The record is from RefSeq and is a predicted model, not a curated record. Lineage: Eukaryota; Oomycota; Saprolegniomycetes; Saprolegniales; Saprolegniaceae. The transcript is spliced from 4 exons.
AUGAGCGGGCCCGGGUACGCGCGGGAGAUGCACAUGACGGCGCCGUUCUUCGGGCGCGAGCCAAGCCCCAAGGCGUACGUGUACUCAAGCGCGCAUGCGACGUGGUCGGCUCAGGAGCUACACCUGCUGCACAAGGGACUGACGCAGUACCCGGCCGCCGAGUACGACAACGUCACGCGCUACAUCAAGAUCGCGGCCACGAUCCCAGGCAAGUGCAUCCGCGACGUUGCUGUCAAGGUGCGCUCAAUGCAAGCGUCGCAUGAGAAGAUGGCCGAGCCGCCGUCCAAGCGACCGAAGAUGGAGCACGCCGAUGCGCACGACGUCUCGUGCGAAGAGCAGAUCAAGCAGAGCCUGCAGACCAAUGUCAGCGUCAUCAACACGAUGCGCGCCAACUUGGCGACGGGCGACCUCGACGACAACGUCCAGCUCAUGGUGCAGUUCCGUGACUCGUGUCAUUCGAUAUUUAAAAAACUCCACACUGUGUGCUCGGCCGUGCCGCCCCUUCAGAUCAAGAUCGACACGUCGCUCAUCCCGCUGCACAUGCGGUCGCCCAGCAACCAAGACGACGUGUAG